Asparagus officinalis (garden asparagus) is the source of this 2395-nucleotide messenger RNA. RefSeq names its product putative clathrin assembly protein At1g03050. The coding region runs from base 122 to 2065 and encodes 647 amino acids. NCBI's taxonomy places the organism in Eukaryota, Viridiplantae, Streptophyta, Magnoliopsida, Asparagales, Asparagaceae. The transcript is spliced from 2 exons. Gene Ontology annotation, biological process: clathrin-dependent endocytosis; vesicle budding from membrane; clathrin coat assembly. Gene Ontology annotation, molecular function: clathrin heavy chain binding; phosphatidylinositol-4,5-bisphosphate binding; 1-phosphatidylinositol binding. The record is from RefSeq and is a predicted model, not a curated record. Gene Ontology annotation, cellular component: clathrin-coated vesicle; clathrin-coated pit.
GUGCCUAUCUAAGACUGUUGUUCUUCAUCUCAGUGCGUAGCCUUACCUUCUUACUUUGCAUAUUCCAUAUAAUUUUGCAAUGACUUACCACAUGAUUCUAUAAUUAGGAUCAUGCUUAAUCAUGAGAUUCCGAUUCAUCCUCUCAUACGUCGACUACCACAAAUCCCCUUCGUUGCCUCCUACGGUUUUGCGCUUCCAACAAAAUCUGAAACAGAGAGCGGAGGGGGAAAAAAGGACACCUCUCCCCUGCCCUCUCUUUUCCUCCCCCAUUCCAACGAAAACAAUGGCGCCAAGCAAAAUCCAGAAGGCAAUAGGCUCAGUCAAGGACCAAACAAGUAUCGGCCUGGCCAAGGUAAGCAACACAGGCUCCUCCAUCUCCGACCUCGAGGUUGCCAUCGUCAAGGCCACCCGUCACGACGAGUACCCGGCUGAGGAGCGCCACAUACAACAAAUCCUGAGCCUGACGAGCUACGCACACAGGUACAUCAGCCAGUGCGUGUGCUUUCUCUCCCGCCGCCUGAGCCGGACCCGAAGCUGGACAGUUGCCCUCAAGACCCUAAUCCUCGUCCACCGCCUCCUCUGGGAUGGCGAUGCUGCCUACGAGCAGGAGAUCUUCUUCGCAACGAGGCGAGGGACGAGGAUGCUGAACCUGUCAGAGUUUAGGGACACGUCGAGGUUGGACGCAUGGGAUUUCUCGGCAUUUGUGAGGACCUAUGGGAGGUAUUUGGAUGAGAUGCUGGAGUUUAGGAUGCAUGGAAAGAGGGGGAGGGGGAGGAGUAGGAGCAGGAGUCAGGAAAUGCAUGGGGAGACUUUGGUCAUGGAUGAGGAGGGGAGGGAGAUAGAGAAGGCCAUGAUGGCGGUUCGCAAGAUUCCCGAGACGCAGUUGAAAGAUAUGAGGACGGAGAAGAUCUUUACCUGGACUCAUCAUCUGCAGCAGCUGCUUGAUCGAUUUCUUGCUUGCAGACCCACCGGUUCCGCUAAGAACAAUCGCAUUGUAACGGUAGCCCUCCAUCCCUUGCUACGAGAGAGCUACCAGCUGUACUACGACCUUCAAGAAGCAAUUGACAUCUUCUUGGACCGGUUCAUGGAACUUGAGAUCCGUGAUUGCGUCCGAAUCCAAGAAAUCUUCAGCCGUCUCUCCAAGCAAUUUGACGAGCUCGACCGCUUCUAUUCAUGGUGCAAGUCCUCCGGAAUCUCCCGUUCCUCAGAGCUUCCCAACAUUGAGAAAAUCACCCAGAAGAAGCUUGACGUCAUGGAUGAGUUCCUCCGUGAUCGAUCCAACCUCAGCAAGAAACCUUUCAAGAACUUGGAACAGCUAACUAACGAGGAAGAUGAAGCCCGAAGAAGAGCAGAAGAACUCGCCCGUCAGUCUUCGGUCAAGGCAUUGCCAGAGCCCGAACCCGAACUGGAGCUGAAGCAAGAAGAAGUUGUGGCAGAGGAGGAAGAAGUAUCAGGACCUCUAGCUAUCGUCACGGUUGAAGAAGAAGUAGAUUUCUUGAAUAUGAGAGACGAUGCUGUGACUGUCGAAGACCGUGGUGAUGACCUUGCACUUGCAUUGUUCGAGGGACACACAGCACCGACGACAUCGGCACCUGUUUGGGAAGCGUUCACCGACGACACGGCGGAUUGGGAGACCGCGCUCGUGCAGUCAGCGAGCAACCUCUCAGGCCAAAAAGCUGUUCUCGGCGGCGGAUUCGACCUUCUGUUGCUUGAUGGAAUGUACAGCCAGCCUCCUAACAGGACGAUGAUGGGCUUUUGGGAAGGCGCAGGGAGUGCGAGCAGUGUCGCGUUGCCGAAGGCCACACCGAUGCUUGCACUGCCAGCGCCUCCGACAGCAAGCGGAGGAGGGGAGGUUACAGGCGGAGACCCGUUUACAGCAUCGCUAUCAGUACCGGCCCCAUCGUACGUGCAGAUGGCGGAGAUGGAGAGGAAGCAGAGUUUUCUAUGGGAGGAGCAGGCGAUGUGGCAGCAGUAUGCUGCGAAUGGGAUGCAGGGACAGGUAAGCUUGCAGCAAACGCAGCAUUAUGGCAUGUAUCCUGGUGGUGGUUACUAUCAGAGUUUUUGAGUACCGUGUGUAUCUGCUGCAAUGUUUCCAGUGAGAAGGGCGCAUAAUUGCAAAACCAAGAUAAUAAUGUGAAGCCAAUCGUCCAUGCUUGUGCUCAUCCAGUGUAAAUAAUCUCCAGUGCAAAUAUGUCUAACAUAAGACUCAAGCUAUACCUUAUAUAUAUUGUGGAUCUUUGUUAUUGAUUGCAUCCUUCACUAUGCAAUAUGUACUGAGGUUCAUAUUGGCAGCGUUCGAAUUUGCCUGCGAUAUGUGAUACAGCGCUAUUCUUUGUACCACCAAACACUGUACAUAUUGGUUGUAUCGUUAACUUCGGUGGCAAAUGGAUCACAU